Molecule: messenger RNA, 440 nt
Organism: Paramuricea clavata
Lineage: Eukaryota; Metazoa; Cnidaria; Anthozoa; Malacalcyonacea; Plexauridae
Source: the annotation of a GenBank genome assembly
AUGACUGCAACUGCUAACCAGCAAGAUAGGAUAUAUAUCGUGGAAUCAUUGGGUUUAAAGAAAUGUCAAAAUGUUAUUGGCAAUCCUGAAAGAAAAAACAUUUUGUACGAGAAAGUGUUUCGACUCGGACAAGAUCUCGAGGCGAUGGAACAUAUUUUGAGACCAAUAGCACUGAAGUUAUUAAAUGACAAAAUCCAAUAUCCCCUUACAGUCAUAUAUGUUCCCUUAAAAUGGUGUGGAUUUGCAUACAAGCUUUUUGAAUCGGUGUUGGGCAGUUUUCAGUGUUACCCACAGGACUCUUCAGAAGUACCAGAGAACAGGUUAUUUGCCCAGUUUCAUGCAUCUCAAACCAAGCAAAUGAAAGAACAAAUUCUUUGUAAACCUUUGUUCUUCAAUGAGCAUUGUUCGUGUCAUUUUUGCAACUGCUGCAAUUGGGAUGG